UUGAUAACUGGAUUGGCCGAGGUGAGGCGAGAGGAUUGUGAAGAUAAGGAGAAGAACUAGAAAACCAAACGGAGGAAGACACUGAGAAAGUAGAAGAAGAGGGAGAGGGAGAGGAAGAGGAGGAAGAAGAAACGGGGAGAGAGGAGGAAGAGGAGUAGGAGGAAAGCGGGCAGAGAGAGACGUAAGACGUACUCCAUGAGAGCUGUAUACUCUAAGAAUAUGAGAGCAAGAGUGGUGUGUGUAUUGAUUUACGUACGAGCAGCGCCCGAGAUAAUAUAGGCGCUGUGAUGAAUAAGCUACGCUAAUGGCUGAUAUGUGAAUGAUCAGUAUGUGAAUGCCCAGGUGGGUAUCAGCCAAUCACGUGAUCAAGGCUCCUACUAUCCAACACAUACAUACUUUACACCCCCAUUCGGUCCACCCGCAGUCUGCUGCGACCGCACUAUCAAAUUCGAGUAUCCUGGACAUAUGGAAGUGGGGAGUGCUUUUCUCCUCUCUCUCCUCUCCAACAUUACAUGUAGACAACGCGAGCACUUUCCACGAUAUAAAGAACACCAGUAUUAUUGCGGGACACGCAGUGGAUAAAGAAGCAAUGUAAUGGAAUGUAUGUUCUGCCAAGGAGAGAUGGUCUGGCCCGCUCACCUCGUAUGGAAAUGUAGAUGUCUCGUCGCUUGAUCGUAACUUGUCUGACCAUCUCUCUCGCAAUGUCAUUUUCUGAACUGCGUCGCCAUGUUGGUAUCAUGGAACGAUUGAGAAUGCUAGAUUUUUCCCUGU
Messenger RNA from Periconia digitata, 771 nucleotides. NCBI's taxonomy places the organism in Eukaryota, Fungi, Ascomycota, Dothideomycetes, Pleosporales, Periconiaceae. The record is from the annotation of a GenBank genome assembly.